AUGGAGACGUCUAUUCCAAUUUUGACUGAGACUAAAAACCCUACAAUUAAGACUAAAAACCCUACAACUGAGACAGAGACGGUUCAGGAUGUCGAAUUUGUCCAGGAAGAUAUUCAGUCGCACGUUUCCAAGCCUCUUUGGAUAUUGAUUGUUCUUACCAUUCUCUCAUCGACCUUCCUGUUUUCUCUGGAUAACACCAUCGUCGCCGAUAUCCAGUCGCCGGUUAUCACGAGAUUUGGUGAGGUCGGAAAAUUGAGCUGGCUGGGAGUUGCCUUUGGACUCUCUUCCUCGGCCACGGUCAUCACCUGGGGCAAACUCUACGGGAUAUUCAGUGCAAAAUGGGUUUACCUGAUUUCUGUCAUUCUCUUCGAAGCUGGCAGUGCUCUUUGUGGCGCGGCUCCUAAUAUGGAUUCUUUGAUUAUCGGUCGUGCCAUUGCUGGUCUUGGAGGAGCGGGCAUGUAUCUUGGAUGCCUGACUUUAUUGUCCAUCACCACUUCCGUUCGACAGCGACCGACUUAUAUGGCUCUUACUGGAAUCACAUGGGGAGCCGGUACAGUCAUAGGACCCGUAGUCGGCGGUGCAUUUGCCCAAAACGUCCAUACAACAUGGAGAUGGGCAUUUUACAUCAAUCUCUGCAUCGGAUUUGCCUUUUCUCCCGUUUAUAUAUUUCUCUUGCCCUACGCUGAUCCUCAACAAGGUGUUACACUCAAAAACAAGCUUCUUCAGGUUGACUAUCUAGGAGUUGUUCUCAAUGCCGGUGCCUUGACGGCCCUGGUCAUGGCGAUCAACUUUGGAGGCAAUCUUUUCAACUGGGGAGCAGGCCGAGAGAUUGCCCUGUGGGUUGUGGGGGGUGUCCUGCUUCUCUUGUUUGGGCUACAGCAGGCCUUCACCAUUGGUACCACGGACCGAGAACGAAUCUUCCCAGCUGACCUUCUUCGGUUGCCUAUAAUGUGGCUUCUUUUUGCUCUGAUGUGUUCUGCAGGUACCUGUGUGUUUAUCCCUACCUAUUACAUCCCGAUCUACUGUCAGUUCGUCAAAGGGGACUCUCCUCUUACUGCUGCAGUCAGAUUACUUCCAUUCAUUAUUUUGAUGGUCUUCUUUGGGCUUUUGAAUGGUGCCUUGAUGACCAAACUGGGAUACUAUAUGCCAUGGUACCUGGCGGGUGGUAUCCUUACAAGCAUCGGAGGGGGAUUGAUGAGUACAAUUGACGAAACAAGUCCUCUCUCCCACGUCUACGGAUACUGUUCACUUAUUGGCAUCAGUGCAGGCAUGUUUAUCCAGACUGGAUUCUCUGUGGCCCAGGCCAAAGUUUCCCCCCACCGGGCCUCUGAUGCUGCAUCCUUUAUUGCCUUUGCUCAAAACAUUGGAAUUGUGCUUGCACUCGCCAUAUCAGGAGCAGUAUUUCAGAAUAAAGCCUUGGACAGCCUCCAAAUACUGCUGCCAGAAUAUCCAAGCGAAGGCCUACGAGGUGCAAUAUCUGGAACCAACAGUGAAAUCCUCAAGAAUAUACCACCUGAGACUCAAGCGAAAGCGAUUCAUGCCAUUGUGGAUGCAAUGUCACACACACAUUACCUGGUUGUCGCCGCGGGUAUGUUGACUGCUGUAGGAUCUCUCUUUUUGAAGAGAGAGAGGAUCUUUAUUCAAACUGUUGCCAUGGGCUAG
Messenger RNA from Penicillium odoratum, 1662 nucleotides. Its product is annotated as MDR family MFS transporter. The coding region runs from base 1 to 1662 and encodes 553 amino acids. NCBI's taxonomy places the organism in Eukaryota, Fungi, Ascomycota, Eurotiomycetes, Eurotiales, Aspergillaceae. Gene Ontology annotation, molecular function: transmembrane transporter activity. Gene Ontology annotation, biological process: transmembrane transport. The record is from RefSeq and is a predicted model, not a curated record. The transcript has 9 exons.